AUUCAUUAUGCACGCGCAGGUGCUGGCGUCGGCGACGAACCUCCACUUGAGUCUGGAGAGCCUGGAUGAUAUUACGCCACAACUGCGUGGCCCGAAAAGGGCCCGAAGAACCUGCUGGCUUACGACUUGAGACCCUUUAAAUACCCCACUGGCAUAAUCACUAAAGGAAGGACUAUCUUACACAAGAGAAAGCUAAAGUGUUCGCAAUUCUACAAAAGAACGUUGUCUCCAUUUGGAGACAAUACUAAGUGAUCGUCCACAAUGCCGCGGAAUGAUGAGCGGCCCACCUCCACGUCCACAGCUGGCAGUGAGGACCAGAAUAGCGACACCGAGCUGUCCGACAGGUGCGACAGCAUGACGUCGGCCAGUGACAUUGAAUGCUCUCGUCAGAGUUUCACCAGCGACUCCAGCAAGCACAGCUCACCCUCCUCCAGCCCUCCAAAAACAAUAACGCUGGAUGAGGUCAUGACUUCGGCUCGGGACCUGUCCAACUUAAAGUUGGCUCACGAGAUCAUUGUGAACCGCAACUUCCGCGUGGAACCGUCAGAACUACCUGAAAACAGUUUGCAGAAGAGAGUGAAGGAGAUCGUUCACAAAGCAUUCUGGGAUUGCUUGGAGUCUGACUUGAAUGAGGACCCACCGGAGUACCGACACGCCGUCAAACUUCUGGAGGAGAUUAGAGGGAUCCUUCUCUCCUUCCUGAACCCGGGAUCCAACCGCAUGCGCACGCAGAUCAUGGAGGUGCUGGACAUGGACCUGAUCCGCCAGCAGGCAGACAACGACGCGGUGGACAUCCAGGGCAUGGCCACCUACGUCAUCAACACCAUGGGCAAAAUGUGCGCGCCGGUCCGCGAUGAGGAGAUCAAGAAGCUGAAGGAGAACCCUGGCGACAUCGUCUCUCUCUUCAAGGAGAUCUUCCGUGUACUGGAUCUCAUGAUGAUGGACUUUGUAAACACCACCAUUCAGAUGAUCAGGCCAGAACUCCAGAAGCACUCUGUGGAGUAUGAGAGGGAGAAGUUCCAGAACAUUCUGCAGACCACACCCAAUGCCCUGGACCACACCACAGGCUGGAUCAAAGCCUCUCUGGAGGAGGCCAUCCAGGCCAUGCCCCCAGCAGAGAAGAGCGGAGACCCAGACAAGGCCGUGAAGGCGUUGCCCGGUCCCGCACUGGUCAUGAACACAGCCUUUGUGCGUCUCCUCAUGGGAACCCACAAGGACCCGCUCCCUGAGACCCUGAUGACGGACCAGGGCAGGCUGGUGGAGAUGCAGCGGCGGGCCCAGCUCCUCCAGGCUGUGGCGUCGGUCCUGCUCAUCGUCUACAGCUCCAUCGGCGAGGCUAUCUCUGGCCUGCCUGUCCUGACCGAGAGGCUCAAGAGGAUGACCAGUGUCCUGCUGGAGGGCAUGCACAGCCCGAGUUUCAACCUAAUGGAGGCCCUGGAGAACGCCAGCGUGCAGAUCUGCUGCGAGCUCAACAAAUCGCUGACGGAGCGCAACUACCCGCCGCUUCCCCCUCCUCUGCAGCACACUCUCAAAGGUCAAAUCUGCAGCAUCACCCAGGAGAACAACCCCAUUCGGGCUCUCGUCGAGGGAAGAUUCCAGCAGUAUGUCCGAGUCAUCCUGUCCAUACCAAACUCUCAUGCCCACCCUCCGCCCACGCCCAAUGGCCUGGGGCUGAUCCAGCCCGAGCUGGCCACACUAGGGGUCAGCUACGUGGGUAUGGUGAACUUCAACAAACAGGUCUACAUGCCCUACUACAUGGGCAUCAUCAAGAAUCUGCUCUUCGGCAUGCCAGCUCAGGGUGGGCGUCAGGACGGUACUGGACGUCCCUCCCAGGAGUCCACAGUCACCCAAGAACCCAGCGCCAAGCCCGUGGCAUCCAAAUAAAUGGGGAAUGCAAAUGUGGAUUGGUUCGAUUUGAGUACUUAACUCAUUUUUUUUGUAUGACCUAUGUGAAAGACAUAGCAAGGAAACGUUAUGGCACCUUUUUAGUAUUCAGCGAGCCCUGUGAGUUUGAACUGUGAUGGCCCCCUAAGGUUAGCAGCGCACAAGGGAAGCACCUGUGUGUGGGGUGUUGACUGUAAGAGGAAUUUGUAUUAUGGUGCUUGUGCGGAGGAAGAUCCUAGACAAGACUCAAAGAAAAGUCUCAAAGAACUGACAUCUCCAGUGUAGCCCAGUGAAAUGUGCUUCGUGUCAUUAACUGAAAAGAAUGUCCUCUUCAUAACUCAGCUUUACCAGGAUAGAGUUAGGCUCACAUUUAAUGCCAGCUUGACUCUUAAAGAUGCAAUACAAUUAUGUUCACUUUUAGAAGUUUUAAGAAAGAUAAGUAUAUUGUUGUCAUUUACAGAAACCGUCUAUUGUCAUUUUGUAAAGGGAAAGCUUAUUUAUGUGAAUAAUAAUGCCCAUUUUAUACAUUUAUAGAUGCAUUUCAUAACCUAUCCCUAUCCCUGCAUUUUAAGGACAGAAUAUUCAUAGAUUAUCUUAAUGUUAGCCUAUGCAUCCAUGUGCCACCUUUUGUAAUGGAUGCUACUACCUUGAGUAGCUCAAAUUAAACUUGAAAGGGGUUGUUUCUGAUGUUUUGUACCUAAGGGUAUUGGAUGAACUUCAUGUAAUAUCACUUGAAGCUUACUAGAGGGAAUGGUGAACAUUUGGCUCCGGACCAUGCACAUUUUCAAUGCCAGAAUUCCAUCCCUCUUGUGAUAGUGAUAUGCAGCUAGAGAUUUUUUUUAUGACUGCAUGCAAGUUUUGCGUUACUUUACUCGAUACAUGUAACUGAUAGCCUCUAUAGACUAGGUGUUGAUUGGUUUUCAAAAUGUCUGUGAUGUUUAGUUUUCUUUCUUUUGUGGUAGAUGUUGUAGUUUAUGGUGUUUUCAGUACGAAACUAUUGGUUGUAUUUUUAAAGCAUUUAUAUAUAGCUUAAGGCAAAUGUAAAGCCUAACCUGGUCUUGCAUACAUCCAACUUGAGUGCUACCAGAGUGUCAUCGUCCUCUUACAUCAAAAAACACCCUAGUUACAGGAAGAAUAAACCGAAGAUGUAUUGUUUUGAAAUGAUACUUUGUGUAUUUUCAUCAUACAAAAUGGAUCUAUGUUGUAUAAUGUCAACUACAAUAAAACAAAUGUAAACUCA
Alosa sapidissima (American shad) is the source of this 3124-nucleotide messenger RNA. It is a transcript of the gene tcp11l2, whose product is annotated as t-complex 11, testis-specific-like 2. The coding region runs from base 262 to 1884 and encodes 540 amino acids. The transcript has 11 exons. Lineage: Eukaryota; Metazoa; Chordata; Actinopteri; Clupeiformes; Clupeidae. The record is from RefSeq and is a predicted model, not a curated record. Gene Ontology annotation, biological process: signal transduction.